GGACGAGCGUCCUGGCGGUCCGGAAACGCUUUCCUGACUCCAGUAUGUGGCCUACGCUCACCCUUGGACUGCUGGCCACCCUUGCCGGCCUAAAUGGUUUCCAUUGCCUGUUGGAGAGCGCCUUGGUGACCGACCUUAUGAAGGGAUAUAACAACAACGUUAUACCGAGAACGUCGGCUGAACCCGUAGUCAAUGUGGAGCAUGGCCUCGCCGUGCUCAGAAUCCACAACUUCGAACAUGGCAGACUUGAACUUGAUGCAUGGGUAUCGAUGAUGUGGACUGAUCCACGUCUGACAUGGAACCCGUCAGACUACAAUAACGUGACCUCUACCAACGUGUACCAAGAUCAACUGUGGAUUCCAGAUAUCGUCUCCUGGAACUUCAAAAAUGAGGAAUUGAUGAUAAAUAACUUGCGUGCCAUUGUCAAUCACAAGGGUUUAGUUACGGUUGUGCCUCCCAUAAGAGUUGUGUUAUAUUGUGGCGUGUCGUCGGGAGCUGAGGAGAUAUACACUUGCACGGCCAAGUUCGGGUCCUGGACGUACUCUGGGAAUAAGGUGGGCUUAGCAAAUACCGGCGGGGUAGUGGACCUGUCUGAUUACACAGAAAACGAGCGCUGGGAAAUAUCUAACUCAACUGUGGUCCGACAUAGUUUGGUCUACGAUUGCUGUCCAGAAGAGUAUGCACAUUUAGCCUACACCUUGGAACUGAAACCAAAGCACCAUCGCCACCAUUGUGAUUAGACAGAAAUGUACCGGAAGAGAACAUGAAACCUCAGCGCUAUCAUUACGAACAAUUGCGAUACUGUCAACAUCGAAUCGGCCACACCAUCAUCAGAAAACACAAUCCGUUAUACUAACGACGGAAACAGCAACAGCACCACCUUCACUACUAAUAUCGUAAUCGUCAAAGGUAAGACGGAGACAACACCACCAACAGAACUGCAUGUUCUCGUUUCAGAAAAAUAGAACAAUUCAAUUUGGUAAACAUAAAAAGUUCAUUUUCGAAAAUACCAAUUUACUCUUUGUAUGCAAAAGACUAAUAUGGUGGUAUUGAUUGAAUUGACAGUUUUGCUACAUUGCCAACAACGUGUACCUGUGCAAGGCUCAACCUGUCUUAAACGUACCCCUGUGUCAGGUUCAACUCACCAACAACGUGUACCUGUGUCUCAAAUCACCAUCCUGCAAUUCUGUGUUCAAUUUAAGUCAAUUCACCAACAACGGGCACCUGUGUUGCGUUCAACACAUAAUCUUGCUUAUAUUUAAUGUUCAAAUGCCCACAAAAAUACGUGUCUGUGGUUCAACAGUACCUUAUCCAAUUUACACACACUUAUGAGCCGAUCAUAUGUUCGUUAAGUCUGUAUUUGAUGGCCUUUUAAGCAAGAACAAUACGUAUAUCUUGUUUUGUUUUACCAUCAGAAUAUCUUUACUGUCAUUUAUACUCAUUUUCUUGUCAUUUCACACAAUUGUUCAAACCUUCUGUGUUUUUUCUUAAAUAAAUCUUACUUUGCAAGCAA
This is a messenger RNA of Mizuhopecten yessoensis (Yesso scallop), 1513 nucleotides long. RefSeq names its product neuronal acetylcholine receptor subunit alpha-2-like. Gene Ontology annotation, biological process: signal transduction; chemical synaptic transmission; monoatomic ion transmembrane transport. The record is from RefSeq and is a predicted model, not a curated record. Lineage: Eukaryota; Metazoa; Mollusca; Bivalvia; Pectinida; Pectinidae. The coding region runs from base 45 to 740 and encodes 231 amino acids. Gene Ontology annotation, cellular component: neuron projection; synapse; membrane. The transcript is spliced from 4 exons. Gene Ontology annotation, molecular function: neurotransmitter receptor activity; transmembrane signaling receptor activity; extracellular ligand-gated monoatomic ion channel activity.